AUGCAGCCGCAGCAGGUGAUGAUGGCGCCGCAGCAGCCCGGCUACUUCGUGCAGCCCACCUACGCGGUGCCCGUCGGCUACGCCAUGCCGGCCGCGACGGAUCCCGCGUGGGAGCAGUUCAAGGCGUGCGACAUGGAUCACAACGGGACCGUCUCCCCGAAGGAGCUGCAGAACAUGCUCGCCGCGACCGGGCUCGUGCUCAGCAUGCAGACGUGCGCGCAGCUCGUGAAGCUUCACAACAAGCGCUCGAACCCGAACGACUCCACGCCGGACGCGCUCAAUUACGACGAGUUCAAAGAGAUGCAGACGUUCCUAAACAACGUGCGGGGGUCGUUCGAGCACUUCGACAGGUCUAAGAACGGCGCGCUCGACGCGGGCGAGUGCACGCAGGCGCUUCAACACGCUGGGUUCGGGAACGUGGAGCAGACCGCGGUCGCGACCGCGAUGAAGGCGUUCGAUCCCGACCAGUCCUUCUCGCUGUCGUUGGAUCAGUACAUCGCGUUUUCUCUCUUCUUCUUCGGCGCGAGGAAGGCGUUCGACGCGUUCGAUCGCUCGGACGCGACCCAGGUUGGGAGGAUCACGAUCGAUUUCAACCAGUUCGUGUACGCGAUGUCGAUGACGCGCUGA
Molecule: messenger RNA, 627 nt
Organism: Micromonas pusilla CCMP1545
Lineage: Eukaryota; Viridiplantae; Chlorophyta; Mamiellophyceae; Mamiellales; Mamiellaceae
Exons: 1
Coding region: 1-627 (208 amino acids)
Molecular function (GO): calcium ion binding
Source: RefSeq, a predicted model, not a curated record